Messenger RNA from Schizophyllum commune H4-8, 939 nucleotides. RefSeq lists its product as uncharacterized. Gene Ontology annotation, molecular function: zinc ion binding; DNA-binding transcription factor activity, RNA polymerase II-specific. Lineage: Eukaryota; Fungi; Basidiomycota; Agaricomycetes; Agaricales; Schizophyllaceae. The record is from RefSeq and is a predicted model, not a curated record. Gene Ontology annotation, cellular component: nucleus. The coding region runs from base 23 to 694 and encodes 223 amino acids. The transcript has 4 exons. Gene Ontology annotation, biological process: regulation of DNA-templated transcription.
UUCGACUCAAGCGCUGAUCACGAUGAUGCCACGUAGCGGUGGCAAGUACGCGCGGGCAGACGCCGAUUAUUGGCAGCAGCAGGCGCAGGAGUACAGACACGAGCCGUCUUUGGCUCAGGGAUCGUCGCCUAGGCUCAUCCAACUGGAAUCUGAGGCGGAGACUCAGUCGGAUAGAGGGGCGCAGGGACAGCAGCAACACACGUUUAUCAUGGAGGGACCUAACGCUCCGGAGGAGAAAACUCGCCGGAAGAGCGGGGCGUCAACUGGCCAUAUCGCUUGCGAUUUUUGCCGUCAGAGAAAACUCCGCUGCACAGGUGAUAAGCCGCGCUGCGAGGCCUGCGUCACCCGAGACCAGGAGUGCUCUUACGUUCCCAUUCUGCGGCGACGCGGGCCAGGAAAAAAGAGGGACAAGGUCGGAGCGAGGCGCAGGCCGCGCACUGCGCCUACUGACAACGAGCUGGAGGACGCGAACUCCGUGCCCCUCAGUCCCCCGAUACGCUGGCGAAGAGAGGGCCCGCGAGGGGGACCGUCCGCCGAGCUGCCUUUGUUCGACGACCCGCAGCCACCGACGGCGCCAUACCACCAUGCGCCGGGGUACGCGGCAGACUCUAUUGCGCGCCCACAGGUUAUCGGCAAGCCUACAGGAGAAGCACAUCUGCGACCGCGCGAUGACGUCCCUGCUGAAGGAGGGUAGCCUCGUGCAGCGCUCUCGACUGCAUCCGAACACAGCUUGUCUUUCAGUUGCUAGGCGAAUCUCCGCGAAGCGUGCUCACAGGGUUGCAGUAGGCGCUGAUCAAGAAACCGACCUCUCGCCAAAUUGAAUAAAGGUUCGAAUGAAGCCUCCAGAAGAUAUGUUUCCUACUGUACAUAAGCCUGUCUUGGAGUUGAAGAUAGCUGGCCAUAAUAUCGUCCCCCUAAUGUGACUGGUUUUUUCCUGGA